CUCCUAUACUCAUACUCAUACUAUACUCCCUCUCUCACUACAUUAUAUACAAGACUCACCCUACUCUACCAAAUACCCACUCACACACCUUCCACAUCUAAAUCGCAACCAACCACCCAAAAGAUAACACCACAGAACAAAAAACAAAAUGUCCGAUCCCACCGCCGAAGCCGUCCCUCCCCCACCAACAACCUCAACCCAAAACCCCGACGCACAAGGCCAAUUCUCCGCCGCCGUGGACGAUCUCCUCGACCAGCUACAACAUAAAUUCGAUGGUGUUUCGAGAGAGAUGUUUGGGAAGUUGGACGAUAUGGCCAGACGGUUGGAUGAGUUAGAGGCUUCGUUUACGGUUGUGGAUGGGACGACUACGACGUCCGGGGGUGGUGCUGGUGGUGGUGCUGCGUCGCAGACAGGGACGGGGACGGGGACAGGGUCUGGGUCCGUGGUGGGGAGUGCGGUUGGGAGUGGGAGUCCUGAGAAGUGAUUGGAUUGAGUACUGUUUUAUACUGUUUGGUAAUGGGGUUUAUGGUGUUAUGGGAGUUUUUGCUGCUUUUGUGUAUACUCGGGGGAGCUCUCUUUCGUUUUUAUGGUGAUAUACAUAUGGGCUGGGUUGUGUGGGGGAUUGAAGUGGAAUUGAAGAUACCCCCUUACACUGAUAAUUACAUUUACAAUAUACUACUACAUGCACAUAGGAU
Aspergillus piperis CBS 112811 is the source of this 695-nucleotide messenger RNA. Its product is annotated as heat shock factor-binding 1 family protein. The record is from RefSeq and is a predicted model, not a curated record. Gene Ontology annotation, molecular function: transcription corepressor activity. Lineage: Eukaryota; Fungi; Ascomycota; Eurotiomycetes; Eurotiales; Aspergillaceae. The transcript has 3 exons. Bases 149 to 484 code for a protein of 111 amino acids.